AUGAUCAAAACAAUCUCAACGCUGCGCAAAAGUGCAAACAUGUUUUCUGAUGAACAGCUGCAAACUUUCUCCAAGUACAACGCACAAGCUGCCUCAGCCUUGCGAGAAGAGCGUAAGAAACCUCUUUAUCAAGAUGCUGAGUAUGCGGAUUUGGACUGGGAUAAUCUCGGGUUUGGUCUAACUCCAGCUGAUUACAUGUACGUCAUGAAAUGUUCAAAAGACGGCGAAUUCACCGAAGGAGAACUUAGUCCCUAUGGGAAUAUUCAGCUAAGUCCUUCUGCUGGAGCGAUAUAUGAAGGCACAAAAGCAUACAGGAACGAAAAUGGGAAGCUUCUUUUGUUUCGCCCUGAUCAAAACGCUAUGCGAAUGAAGAUUGGCGCUGAACGGAUGCUCAUGCCUUCUCCUUCGGUUGAUCAGUUUGUUCUUGCAGUUAAACAGACGGCUUUUGCAAACAAACGUUGGGUUCCUCCUUCAGGGAAAGGGUCUCUGUACAUUAGGCCUCUGUUGAUGGGAAGUGGUCCAAUUCUUGGUUUAGGACCUGCACCUGAAUAUACAUUCAUUGUCUACGCAUCUCCAGUUGGAAACUACUUCAAGGAAGGUACCGCUGCUCUUAACCUAUAUGUUGAGGAAGAGUAUGUCCGUGCAGCUCCUGGUGGAGCUGGAGGUGUGAAGAGCAUCACAAAUUAUGCCCCUGUUUUGAAAGCAUUGAGCAGAGCCAAGAGCCGGGGGUUUUCAGACGUUCUUUAUCUCGACUCUGUCAAGAAGAAGUAUCUCGAGGAGGCUUCUUCUUGCAACGUCUUUGUUGUGAAGGGUCGGACAAUCUCAACGCCUGCAACUAAUGGAACAAUUCUUGAGGGGGUUACUCGGAAAAGUGUGAUGGAGAUCGCGAGUGAUCUAGGUUAUAAGGUAGUAGAGAAGGCAGUUCCUGUGGAUGAAUUAAUGGAUGCAGAUGAAGUUUUCUGCACCGGAACUGCUGUAGGAGUUGCUCCCGUAGGCACUAUAACGUACCAAGACAAAAGAACAGAGUAUGAAACAGGGGAUGAGUCUGUCUGCCAGAAACUGCGCUCGGCACUUGUCAGUAUUCAGACAGGAGUGACUGAAGAUACCAAAGGAUGGGUCACAUGUCUCAACUGA
This is a messenger RNA of Thlaspi arvense, 1134 nucleotides long. NCBI's taxonomy places the organism in Eukaryota, Viridiplantae, Streptophyta, Magnoliopsida, Brassicales, Brassicaceae. The record is from the annotation of a GenBank genome assembly.